Arachis stenosperma is the source of this 2579-nucleotide messenger RNA. RefSeq names its product LEAF RUST 10 DISEASE-RESISTANCE LOCUS RECEPTOR-LIKE PROTEIN KINASE-like 2.1. Gene Ontology annotation, molecular function: ATP binding; protein kinase activity; polysaccharide binding. Bases 228 to 2420 code for a protein of 730 amino acids. Gene Ontology annotation, biological process: protein phosphorylation. The transcript has 4 exons. NCBI's taxonomy places the organism in Eukaryota, Viridiplantae, Streptophyta, Magnoliopsida, Fabales, Fabaceae. The record is from RefSeq and is a predicted model, not a curated record.
ACUUAUAGCAGAGUAGUUUUCCAUGGGCGGGGUCAACACUCAACAGUCAACACCUCCCUGAACUGGAAAAUGAAAAAUGAGAGAGAGUGAAGGGAACCGUGGCCAUUAUUUUCCUAAGAACUCAACACCAUCAAACCUAUAACUCGUGUUCUUAAUGCUUCCUGCGUACACACUACUCUGCAAAUAAAUAAAUAAAAGUGUUGUAAGCUGUAUCGGGUUGUUGAAGAAUGGAUUGGCACGUCCAUAGCGAACUCCCCAUGGUGCUUGCAUCCAUAGGGACCGUCAUCUCUUUGUUGCUGAUGACCGCUUUGCCACCAUCCCUCUCCCAAUCCCUACCUACCGGUAAUCACUCCCUGUGCAGGCUUCCAUAUGAGUGUGGCGAACAACAAUUAUACUACCCUUUCUGGGGGAGAGACCGACCCAGCCAGUGUGGCGGCAAUGACAGACUCCAGCUUUUCUGCAUGGAGGAAAACUACACUUACAUUGAAAUGGGCUUAAAACGAGUCGGUGUGGUGAAUGAUGAUGACCAUGACAACAGCGUGAAAUUGGUGCCCUUGGCAGUGGCUGACGGAGGACCUGAUGUUUACUCUUGGGAUUACGGUUAUUCUCUGGAUUUCCCUCUCUUAAUGUACAACCAAACAGUGCACAACAUCACCAUAUUCUAUGAUUGCACCUACUCUCGGGAUUAUCAAAGCCUAGGGUGCGGGGGUAGUGGUGGUGAUGUUGUGUAUUAUAAUGGUACGGAAAAAGAGGUGCUGGCAAGUCAUCAAGAGCUUAAGGAUUGCCAUCAUCGUAUCCAAGUGGCCGCUGAGGCUGUUGAGUUGAACGGGGUCGGAGUUCAUGAUGCUUUUCCUCUGUAUUUCGGUAAAGGUGUGUCGGUGAGCUACACUUAUUCUCAAGAUUGUAUGAGAUGCGUGGAGAGUAAAGGAAGUUGCGGGAGCAACGAUGCGCAUGCAUUUACCUGCUAUUGCCCUGAUGGAUCUAUUGCCCUCCCAUGUUCUCAUCCUGUUCCUGCUCCUGAUCCUCCUCCUGGUCCUCGUCCCGAUUAUCGUUCUCAAGAAAAGACGUUAACCCUUGCAGGAAAUCACUUGAGAUGGAUAGUUAUAGGUACAGUGGCUGCUGUUGUGGUUGGAGUGCUAGCCCUUGCCAUGGCCAUGGCCAUCUAUUUCUAUCAAAGGCGAAAGAAGACUACUUAUGGAAUGUCUUCUGAUCCAUCAUCUUUCAAAGACACUGAGAAGAGAAGUCAAUACUUUGGAGCGCAGCUUCAAUGUUCUCUUGCUGUCGCAUGGCACUACGCUAGUUCAGGUGUAACAGUUGCAGUAAUUACAGUUUUCAGACUGUUGGCUACUUGUUUAGCGCCGAAAUCAUUGAAGAUAAAGAGUAACCAACAGAUUGAGACCUUCUUGAAAAAUCAUGGAGUCUUAUCUUUGAAGAGAUAUAAAUUUUCGGAUGUGAAGAAAAUGACCAACUCUUUCAAAGAUAAAUUAGGACAAGGCGGUUUUGGUGCUGUAUAUAAGGGAAAGUUAUCCAAUGGUUUUGAUGUGGCUGUCAAAAUAUUGAAUCCAUCCAAAGGAAAUGGUGAAGAAUUUAUUAACGAGGUAGCUAGCAUUAGUAGAACUUCUCAUGUUAAUGUUGUCACUCUUCUUGGAUUUUGUUUUGAAGGUCAUAAGAAAGUUCUCAUCUAUGAGUUUAUGUCCAAUGGUUCCCUUGACAAUUUUAUUUACAAAAAGGACCCUAAGAAUACUCCACUCUUGAGUUGGGAUAAUUUGUAUCAAAUUUCCAUAGGGAUUGCUAGAGGAUUGGAGUAUUUGCAUAGAGGAUGCAACAUUCGAAUUUUACAUUUUGACAUAAAACCACAUAAUAUUCUUUUGGACGAAAACUUUUGUCCCAAGAUAUCAGAUUUUGGGCUAGCAAAGCUUUGUUCUAGAAAAGAAAGUCAUAUUUCAAUGUCUGAAACUAGAGGAACAAUAGGGUACAUAGCUCCAGAAGUGUCAAAUAGACAUUUCGGUAGAGUUUCAUAUAAAUCUGAUGUUUAUAGCUAUGGAAUGAUGCUUCUAGAAAUGGUAGGAAUGAAGGAGAAGAACAUAACUGCAGAACCAAGUCAAUCAAGCGAGAUGUACUUCCCUGACUGGAUAUACAAAAGGCUUGAGCAAGGCAGUCAAUUAGGACCCGAUGAUGAUGGGGAGGUGAUCAUAGAGGAAAAUGAUGUUGUUAAGAAAAUGACAGUGGUGGGUUUAUGGUGCAUUCAACCAAUUCCAGAUGAUAGACCAACAAUGAGCAAAGUUGUAGAAAUGUUGGAAGGCAGCAUGAAUUUCCUGGAAUUGCCUCCUAGGCCUGUUCUGUCUUCUCAGAUAAGGUUGGUGAUAGAAUCUUCUACUAUUGUAUCGUCGUUGGUAGAAUCUUCUUCUAUUGUUAGUUAAGUUCAUUGCUUCGUGCCCCGUAAGUUGUCUAUAUGUACCAAUUACAAAUCGGUAGUUGUGUUUCACUGAUAAGUAAUUAAAUCUAUUGCCUUGAGGAGGAAAGAUAUUUUUGAAACAUUCUCUGUUUUCAUGUUAAGUGGUACCUAUUAUUUAUUGUAA